Molecule: messenger RNA, 10785 nt
Organism: Abrus precatorius (Indian licorice)
Lineage: Eukaryota; Viridiplantae; Streptophyta; Magnoliopsida; Fabales; Fabaceae
Exons: 48
Coding region: 47-10363 (3438 amino acids)
Biological process (GO): protein retention in Golgi apparatus; protein targeting to vacuole
Cellular component (GO): extrinsic component of membrane
Source: RefSeq, a predicted model, not a curated record
ACUAAAUAAAAUAUAAUGUUGCAACUGCGAAGAUAAUUCUUCAGCAAUGUUUGAAGGACUGGUUCAUCAGUUGCUUCUAGGCUAUCUGGGCCGAUAUUUUAAAGAUAUCCAGAAAGAGCAGCUGAAGAUUAGGCUUGAGGAAGUGCUAUUGGAGAAUGUGGAGCUGAUACUUGAUGCAUUUGAUUACCUCCAGCUUCCAUUUGCACUAAAGCAAGGUCGAGUUGGGAAGUUAAGCAUCAAAAUUCCAUGGAAAAGGCCUUGGGACCCCAUUAUAAUAAUUUUGGAGGACGUUUUUAUUUCUGCAUCACAGCGAGGUGAUCAAGAGUGGAGUGCUGAUGCUGUCGAAAAAAGAGAGUUUGCUGGAAAAAAGGCCAAGCUAGCAGCAGCUGAGUUGGGAAAAUUAUCCAAACGUGUGUGUGGUAGUCAUGCUGGGCAAUCAUUUAUUUCUCAUGUCACUGCAAAGAUCCUUGACAGCAUUCAAGUAGAUAUAAGGAAUUUUCAUGUCUUAUACAGUGAUGUGCAGAACGAUCUGGGACAUAUUAUGUUUGGUUUGAAGUUUAGUAGCUUGACUAUGAAGCAAAAUCUUAUUGGGUCUUCAAAUGGAAGGGUGAGAGUGGGCCAUGAAUGUAAAAUUGUAGAAGUCAAAGGACUGGAAUUUUAUUCCAGAAUGUUUCAUAGUUCACUAGAGUUGGACUUGUUAAUUACAAACAGUAUAUGUAACUCCUACUCAGCAAGCGAUAUUACAUCAGAAGGAAAACAUCACAAUUCUAUAUUGGCACCGUGUGAUAUAACCUUAAUUCUUUCGGAUAACAGAUCACAAAAGCUUGAUGACAAUGCUCCUCAGUAUUCCAUCACUGCUGAAUUGAGUGGUUUGGUUAUAUCCUUAGAUGAGGUUCAGUUACAACACAUGUUUCUUGUGUGGGAUUAUAUCUGCACUUGUAGAUUAAGAGAAAAGUAUGGUCGUUUUCGUCCCUGGCAUUGUCUUUUACCAAGAAAAUGUGAAGGUUGGCAGAUAAUUUGGUGGCACUAUGCACAGGAAUCAGUCCUAUCGGAUGUUCGGAGGAAACUAAAGAAAACAUCAUGGAGAUUCCUCGGAGAUCGAUUAAGUUACCGACGGAAAUAUAUGAACUUGUACAAGACUAAGUUGGAUUUUCUCCAACAUGAGCAGCCAGUUGAUGAUGAUGUUCUUCGAGAUUUGGAGCAAAUGGAGAAAGAAUCAGAUCUCGAUGAUAUUUUAAAUUAUCGAUCUGCUUCAGAAUAUGAGAUGCGGGAAUUUCUUUCAAGGUGUUCUACUCCUAACAAUGGCAAGAUUCACACUGAUAUUCCUACAGAGAAGUCAUGCAAUGAAGAACAUGCAGUCAAAUCUCGGGGAUGGUUGAAUUGGCUUUCUCGUGGUAUGCUUGGUGCUGGUGGAACUGAUGAUUCAAGUCAAUUUUCUGGGGUUGUGUCAUAUGAUGUUAAGGAUAUAUCUGAAGCAACUGAAUUUCAUCCUCUAGUUUCAUCCAGCGUUGAUGUUGCUUUAAAGCAUGAAUUGUGCAUAUUUUCAUUCAAGCUUGAGAUUCACCAGAUUUCUGCAACUCUAUGUAGCAAGAUGCAUCGGAAAGAAUUUGCGGAAAUAAUUGUUGAAGGUGGAAUUGUUGAGUCUAAUAUCUACAAGGAACGUGGAAUUGUUAUAUCCAAAUUUAAAUCUGGGAAAAUGGUUGAUCCAAACAACAGGGAAAUCAUUCUGCAUAUUGGAGGGCCCAUUGUGAAAAGCAAUAUACAGGAUGUUGUGGAUCAUUCAUGCAGCAUUCAAGUAAAUUUUUCAUCUCACAGAGAUGUGGAUAUGUCAGUAAAGGGAAUGCUUCAACCACUUAAAGUGACAUUUGAUGCAAACAUUUUAUCAAAUCUGUUGGAGUUUUAUGAUGUCUUUACAUCCUUCAAAUUUCAUAAUGAAAGGGUUCUGUUGUCUCUGAAUGGAAUUGAAGAUGACAAUAUUCGGCUCUUAUCCAAAGCAGAAUAUAUAUUUUUAAACCGUAAGAGCGUUAUGUGGGAUGUGACUAUUGCUGAUGUUUCUGUUAAUUUUCCUUGGAGAAAUGCAGCAUCAUUGUAUAGCAACUUGGUAAUGCAGUCAAGGUCUCUAUGCUUUAAAACUACAAUUGGUCUUGAGUCUUUCUCUUCAAAAGUUGGGAAACAACCCUACUCUAUGGAGAGCUUUUUAAAUUCAAUGUCCUCAUCUGGUAUUUGUUUAGGCAUCCGAGUUCAAGAUCUAUAUCAGUAUUUUAAUGUUGCGCUUAAUGAUUUUAAGAUCACCAUGAUGAAUUCUGACCAGUUACAAAAGGUUUCUAUUCUUGAGAAAUUUAGCACGUCAUUCUUAUUGGCAUUUUGUGUGGUCCCAGACGAGUCCAUUUUGAAGCAGUUAGAGGCUUAUGUACUCAUAGAAUCUCUUAAAGCACACUUCUCUCCUUCAAUAUAUGGUGCAUUAAUAGAAUUGAUGACUCAUCUGGGCACAUUGGAUGUAAGAGGUGAAUCUGAAGUCUUGAACUGUCCUUAUCCUCCCGCUUUUGUUUCAGUUGUGCCAACAUAUUCUACUUUUGGCAUAUCCAUUGUUUCAAAACUUGAUUCAGUUGAUCUGGAAGUUGAUCUUGAAAAUAGUGGAGAAAACAGCUCAGAGCUCAUGGUUUCCAUGCAAGAAAUUGUUGUAAGGGCCGCUUCUACAGAAUUUCAGGAGUUUUUUGUCUGUGUGAAGUCUUUAAUGAUCUGUGCUUAUAAAAUGAAAGAGGAAAAAGACAGCCAUAUUUUGCUUUUAAGAGGGAAUUCAUCCUCUCCUGGUGCUGCAGUUGGGGAAGACUCUGUUCCUGGACCAAAUAUUGAGUUUGAUCAAUAUUCUGAUGCAGCUAUAUUUGCUGAGGCAUGUUUUGCUAUGCAUUAUGAAUCUCCCAGAACUGAGUUAGUUGGUCAUAAGUUUUUUAUUUACCUAAGUAAUGCUGAUAUCCACUUCUACCCACAUAUUGCUGGACUGCUUAAUGGAUUUUUUGAUAAAUUAUCUGUCUAUAGUAGCAGUUUUGAGAAAUCCUCUACUAGUAAUUCUGUUGACAUUUCACAAAUUUUCUCAAGUUUUGGGUUACAGAAGUUUGGCUUCUCAAAUUAUUUUGAAUUUGGUGCCACUGAUUCUGCAUGCAUUCCAUUGGAUCGUUUUCCUUUUGUAACAAUUUACAAUUUUGGUUUGCUUGGUAAUCUGGAGAGUGCACUCAUGUAUGCCAUUCCCGACUGGAGAAAAUAUUUUACCCUGAGGGAUGGUAAAAUCAAAAGUUCCAAAAUAAAUAUGAGAAGAGGGUCCAAAUUUUUCCAAGUCUCUCCAGCAAAAUCCAAAUCUGAUUGUGGAUUUUUUCAAGAAUCUGGGAUCGAGAGCACCUUAAAUAUUUUUUCAACUGAAUUGCUUCUGAAUGGAAUAAGAAUGCAUUUUCAUGACUCAUCAUGCAUUAUUGGAACAAUCAUGGUGCCUACAUCUAAGUCUUCUCUAUUAGUUUGUGAAGACAGUGUGGAUAUAUUGUCUUCUUUUGAGGGAUUGACUCUCACAACAUCUUGGGGGCCUCGAAAUUUUCAAGAUUAUCUAUGGGGUCCCUCUGCAGCAAAUUUAUCUCCUAUUGUAAAUGUACGGGUCAGGAAAGGACAAAAUAUAUCUUCAACUGCUGAUUUGGAAGUAAGCAUCGGUAUUCAGCAUGUCUAUUGCAUGUUACCUUCUGAAUAUCUGUCCAUUAUCAUUGGUUACUUCUCAUUAUCUGAUUGGGGUGGCACUUUGACUGAUAGGUUUUCCUCUGAAGAGAAAAGUGAUAUUGAUUUAAAAAAUGAAAUGAAAGUUAGUUAUAAGUUUGAAAUCUUGGACUCUAACCUUAUUUUUCCAGUGAAAUGUAAUGAACAUCAGUUUAUAAAGAUUGAAAUGCCGCAGCUUUAUUGUAGUUUCAAUGAGAAUUCUGGUUUUGAUGAUGUAUUAAAGAACAUCCCUCUUGAAGCUUCAGUUCCUAUUCAUAAGCUUGCCAAAAGAAAUAAUUGUUUAAAUGUGUUUGGGCGAGACUUGUUCAUAUCGUUCCUUCUAAGCAAGAAUGAUAUGCUUGGUUUAGCAACAAUUGAAUGGAAUACAGAAUUUAUAACAAGUGCCCUAAUUGCACCCAUAAAUGCUGAUAUUUGGGUGAGAGUUCCAUGUGGAGGUGAGUCUAAUUGGAAAAACACUUCAUCAAUAUGUUUCAUGACAAGCAUCACCAGUUGUCAAAUUAUUGCUGAAGAUAGCUACUUUUUUGAUGGAUGUAUGGCCAUAAGAGAUGUUAUUGAGGAACUCUCCUCAGUUGAUGAUCAAUCGAAGUGUUUCAAAUCCGAUGUUCUGCAAUUUCUUCAUUCAAAAAGAAGCCUAGAGGCAACCCAAACUAUGACAGCCUCAACUAUUAUAUCAACAGAAGUUAAAUGUUGCACUCAGUCUUUAUUGAUAAGGUUCUGUCAUAGAAAAGAAGAUUUUGUGGAAUUAAUAACCAAGGGUGAUUUAAGGUUUAUCUGUUCUGCAUCCAUAAUAAAUGAUUCUUUGGUAUGGUUAGAUUUGGGCUUCUCUACAUUAGUGUUUUUCUCUCCACAUGAUUCUGUCUUAGCAAAAUGCACACCGACAUCCUUUUCCACAUCAGUACUUGGUAUCUCUUUUUCUCAAUCUAUUGAAGGCUGGAAUGAACUCAGACUUUAUCUUUCAUCUCUUGAUUUUUGGCUUCAUUUGGCUGAGUGGACUGAGGUGGUUAAUUUCCUUAAUCAUUUCUGUGUACACAUGGAAAGAACUCCUGUGAAUCCAACAAGGAAUAGUUUGUAUGUCUAUGCUUCUAGCUCCGUAAAAAAAAUAAAUGUUUCCAGUGAUUCUGAAAGCACCUCAGCGCCUUUUACGUCUCAAGAGAUUGAGAAUGAUGUCUUAUUAAUUAUAAGGUCGGAAAAUGUUUGUAUUUCAUUUCACAUCCCUGUUUGGGCUAGCGAAGAACCAUGUGUGGAAUUUCAGCAUGCAGAAGGUCACAAUGGGACACCUUUAAGUGUAUCUUUGGAUAUGGUUGAAGAAAAAGAUGCAAAAUUUCUUACUGUUUCUUUGAACAUGAAUGAUUUUGAAUUAGUCUUAAGAGGCAGAGAUAUGCAACUGAGGUCCAAUUUAGAAAAAUUAAGCAGUGAAAUAAUGAUAGUUGAGAAUGGAAGGCACACAUCUUGGCCACUGCUUGAUGUAAUUCAGGUUCAAGUGGAUGCUGUACUGUGUAAGAACCAUACAAACAUCAUUGAACUCAAUGUGGAGAUAAUGUGUGAUCAUUCAAGUGUAUGGAUUUCGCAUCCUGCUUUUCAUUUAUGGGGUGCUGUAAAAUUUGAUGUUCCCAAAUCAGGAACUUCUCAAUAUUCAACUAGUGGUAUUAAUUGCAAAUUCAGGAUACGGAAAGUUUCUAUUCUACUGACAGAUGGAAAGUGGAGCUAUAAUGGACCUCAGUUUGAGAUUAUUGUCAGAAACAUCCUGUUUCAUACAAUUGCAAGUGGAAAGCACAUAGAAUGUUCUGUCGAUGGCAAUCUCCAAGUAAACUACAACAACAUUGAAAAGGUGUCGUGGGAGCCUUUUAUUGAGCCUUGGCAGUUUCUUUUGACUUUAGUCAGGGAACAGGAAACAAGUAUUCUGCCGAACAGGUCCGUUUCAACAGAUAUCAUUCUCAAAUCUACAACUCAGCUGAACAUUAAUAUUACAGAGUCUUUAGUGGAGUGUCUAUCACGUGUUACUGAGAUGUUCUUUGAUGCCAUGGGUUUAAUGGGAUUAGAAGAUCACGAAGGCAACACACUUUCACGUUCACCUUGUGCUGAAUACACGUGUGCCAGAAAAUAUGGUGCUCCUUAUAUUCUACAAAACCUAACUUCUGUGCCUCUUAUAUAUCGUGUAUAUCAUGGCCCUGUCAAUCCUAAUGAACACUCUGAUUCUGAUGAGAAUCAUGCAAAAUAUGUGCAGCCAGGUUCUUCAAUUCCAAUAUACGUGAAUGAAAAUGAUGAACAGAAGCUCUUACGUUUCAGGCCUUCUUAUUCUUCUGAUAGUCUAAAUGAUCAACGGUCAAAUGGCUUUGCUCAUCAUUACAUUACUGUGCAGCUUGAAGGAACUUCUAGAUCAUCUGAUCCAAUUUCAAUGGAUUUAGUGGGACUGACAUGCUUUGAGGUUAAUUUAUCCAAGACAUACAAUGAAAACAUCGAGGAUGGUAGAAUAUAUACAGGCCCUACUUUUGUUGUACCUGUUGUAUUUGAUGUUUCAGUUCUGCGCUAUAGCAAGUUAAUACGAAUAUAUUCAACUGUUGUACUUUUAAAUGCAACCACUACACCUCUUGAGCUGCGGUUUGAUAUUCCAUUUGGUGUGUCACCAACGAUAUUAGGUCCAAUACAACCUGGUCAACAGUUUCCACUUCCACUGCAUUUGGCUGAAGCUGGUUGUGUCAGGUGGCGGCCAAUGGGGAACUCUUACUUGUGGAGUGAAGCUCAUAACCUCUCAAAUCUUCUUUCAGUAAAUAGUAAAGUUGGCAAUUUUAAAUCUUUCAUGUGCUAUCCCUCUCACCCAAGUAGUCGGCCAUUUCGGUGUUGUCUAUCGGUUAAGAAUAUCAGCUUAACAUCAUCUGGCUGGUCGAAAAAUAAUGUCCCUGCAGAUGAUUUAAAGAAGCGAUAUAUUCAUCACUUGAUCCUUAGUGCUCCACUAUUAAUUAACAAUUAUCUUCCUAAGGAAAUUUUGUUGAUCAGCGAGAGUGGUGGGGUAGAUCAUACUGUGAGAGUUUCAGAGGUGGAAACUUCCGUGUAUCAUAUUGAUCCCUCGCAUGACCUAGGACUGGAGAUCAGCAUUGAUGGAUUUAAAUGUUCUAAUUUAAAAUUUCCUCGUUUAGAAACUUUCUGCUCAUUGGCGAAGUUCAGUGAAACCAAGUUUUCAUUAUCUGAAACCUUGAUAUUUGAACCAAAUAAUUCAAAUGGCCCUCUGUAUGUUACUGUGGAGAAGGUGAUGGAUGCAUAUUCUGGUAGUAGGGAACUUAUCUUUUUUGUUCCCUUUAUUUUUUAUAACUGUAUAGGUUUUCCCCUGUGUGUAACGGAAGCCACUGGUGAAACCAAUGAAAGGGGUUAUGUCAUCCCUUCUUAUUUUGACGUAAGUGAAAAUGAAACAUUUUCUUAUAAAAAGGAUGGUCUUUCUUUGCUUACCAGUCAUGAAUUACGUGCUGAAGUUCCUUGCAACCGAAAGGGUUAUAUGAAGAAUCAUACCAUUUCCUGCAGAGAGGAUAGCAGUGCAAACCCUUUUAGUUCUGGUAAUAAUGAGCAUGAAAAGGUUCAGCCAUUCAUUUAUUCUCCAAGCCCUGAUUCCUCUGUAAAUGAUGUUUUUGUAAAAGUUAGUAGAUGUUUUCCUCAAGAUGUUAAGGAACAAUUGCCAUAUUCUUUGUGGUCAAAUCCAUUUUCUCUGCUACCACCAAGUGGUUCAAGUACUAUCCUUGUUCCUCAGUUGGCUUCGAAUUCUGCAUUCAUUCUAGCUAUGACAUCUAACUCAGUUGCUGAACAAUAUGCUGGGAGGACAAAUGCAAUCACGUUCCAGCCUAGCAAGGAAAUAUCUUAUAAGCAGAAGGGUACUGAUGUCAUGUUCUAUUUAGGAAUAGGAGAACAUGCUCAUCUUCACUGGACAGAUACAACAAGGGAGCUGCUUGUUUCAAUUUGUUAUAAUGAAUCUGGAUGGCAGUGGUCUGGUAGCUUUUUACCAGAUCACUUGGGUGAUACACAACUAAAAAUGAGGAACUUUGUUUUUGGCACUUCAAACAUGAUACGAGUUGAAGUGCAAAAUGCUGACAUAUCAAUGGGAGGUGAAAAAAUAGUUGGAAACAUCAAAGGAAACUCAGGGACCAACUUGAUUCUUUUGUCAGAUGAUGAUACGGGGUAUAUGCCAUACAGAAUUGAUAAUUUCUCAAAGGAGAGAUUGAGAAUAUAUCAGCAGAGGUGUGAAAUGUUUGAUACAGUCAUUCACUCCUACGCAUCUUACCUUUACACCUGGGAUGAACCCUGCUAUCCUCAUCGUCUUAUUGUGGAGGUACCUGGAGAGCGAGUUUUGGGAUCAUAUGCCCUUGAUGAUGUUAAAGAAUACAUGCCUGUCUACUUGCCACCAACCUCUGAGAAGCCUGAAAGGACUUUCUAUUUAUCAGUGCAUGCGGAGGGAGCAACAAAGGUCCUUAGUGUUCUUGAUUCAAAUUACCAUAUCCUUGAUGAUGUGAAGAAAUCAAGUGCCUCACUUGCUGCAGAGAAAAGGUUAUACGAUCACAAUCUAUUUAGGGCUUCAGACUACAAGGAGAAAAUAUCAAUUUCUGUUCCAUAUAUUGGGAUUUCUUUGAUUGAUUCAUACCCACAGGAAUUGCUUUUUGCCUGUAUUAAGGAUGUACAGAUGAAUCUACUGCAAAGUUCUGAUCGGCAAUGUCUUUCUUUAGUGAUAUCAUUCAUACAAAUUGAUAACCAGUUGCGCUCUACUCCAUAUCCAGUUAUAAUGUCAUUUGAUAGUGGAUACAGAUCCUGCCAUGAUGAUAGUAUGAAAUCCAGGGAUGAUGUUACAAGAACAAGAAUUGAAAAAUUAAAUCAGAUGAGCAGCUCUUCUGUUCCUGUGUUCUGCCUAGAAAUAUCAAAAUGGAGGAAGAAAGACAUUUCAUUUAUUUCAUUUGAAUACAUAAAAUUGAGGGUCGAAGAUUUUCAUCUUGAGAUUGAACAAGAAGUCAUAUUAAGCUUAUUUGAGUUUUUUACAAAUGUCACUUCAGGGCUGCAAUAUGGAAUCAUGCCAUCUUCAGAUCACUAUGAUGGAAUAUCACUAAAGGAAUCAUCCUCAUGUGUUCAAACUAGGGAGAAUUUCAGAUUAACUGCUGAUCAAUGUCCGCUAAGUAUUGCUCCCAGGUUUAAUGGAAAAUCUAAAAGAAUUGUGUCUUUGCCUUCGAUCAUUCCAAUUGGAGCCCCAUGGCAGGAAAUUUAUCUGUUGGCCAGAACCCAGAAGAAAAUUUAUAUUGAAAUGCUUGAAUUGGCACCUAUUAAAUUGACUUUAAGUUUUUCUAGUGCCCCUUGGAUGCAUCACAAUAGGAUCCUCACAUCCAAGGAAUUUCUUAUCCAUAGAGGUAUUAUGGCUCUUGCUGAUGUUGAGGGAGCACAUAUUUAUCUAAAGGAUUUAACUAUUGCACAUCAUAUGGCCAGUUGGGAAUCCAUUCAGGAGAUUUUAAUUAGGCAUUACAACCGCCAGCUACUUCAUGAGACUUACAAGUUGUUUGGUUCGGCUGGUGUCAUUGGUAAUCCCUUGGGUUUUGCAAGGAGCAUGGGGCUUGGCAUCAGAGAUUUCUUGUCUGUGCCUGCAAAGAGCAUUAUGCAGAGCCCUACUGGACUUAUUUUGGGCAUGGCUCAAGGCACCACUAGUCUUUUAAGCAACACUGUGUAUGCAAUUAGUGAUGCGGCUUCUCAAUUCAGUAAAGCUGCACGCAAGGGUAUUGUUGCAUUUACAUAUGAUGACCAAGCAGUUUCUAAGAUGGAAAAACACCAGGCAUUUGUUGCUUCUGAUAGCAAAGGUGUAAUAAAUGAAGUCUUGGAGGGACUCACAGGUCUUCUCCAGUCACCUGUAAGAGGAGCUGAGAGGCAUGGUCUUCCUGGUGUCCUCUCUGGAGUUGCUUUAGGGAUUACAGGACUUGUGGCUAAACCUGCUGCUAGUAUACUUGAAGUUACUGGCAAAACUGCACUCAGUAUUAGAAACCGUAGUAAACCUGGCCAAUUAAGAUCACAACGCUUUAGGGUCCGGUUUCGAAGGCCACUAUGCCGUGAAUUUCCUCUAAGACCUUAUUCAUGGGAAGAAGCAGUUGGAACAUCUGUACUUGUGGAAGCUGAAGAUGGCUUAAAGUUCAACGAUGAGAAGUUAGUGGUUUGCAAAGCCCUUAAAGAAGCUGGUAAGUUCGUUGUUUUGACAGAAAGAUUUGUGCUUGUUGUUUUCAGUCCAAGUCUGAUAAACUUGGGCAAGCCUGAAUUUUGUGGCAUCCCUGCUGAUUUGGAGUGGAUAAUUGAAUGGGAGAUUGGAUUGGAGAGUAUAAUACAUGCUGACUGUAGUCAAGGGGUGGUACACAUAGUUGGUAGUAGGCCAGAUUCCUUAUUGAGGAAAAGUCAACAUUCUCCCAAGAGAGGCAGCGUUGGCAGAACCAAAGCUGUGCGUUGGAACCAUUAUGCAACUCAUCUUCCACUUCCUCAGACAAACUUGGAACUAGCAUACCCUGAAGAUGCAGCCAACUUGUUACAUGUUUUACUGUCUGCUAUGGAGAAAGGGAAAGGUAAAGCGUGGGGCUGUGGACGGAUCCUGCAUCGGGCUAAUAUGAAGUAGGUUACGGUUUAAUUUGUUUCCAUUCUGGAAAUUUUGAAGAGUUUCCACUACAGCCCAAUGCUAAUCAAAGUGGGCCAUAAAUUGGAGCUACCGCUCUUUUUGCCUGUGUAAAUUGUCGAGGAAGGAAAAUAAAAAGCAGCUCAAUAUCUUCAUUUAAUUUUUUUGUGUACCCUCUCUCUCCAUGUUACACAUUUGUCACAGUUCUUUACAAUGCCAGCCUUAAGAACCCUUUCCUCUUAGCCAAAGUCAGCAGAUUUUGAUGUAGCAACUCAACACAGAAGUAGUUAGUAUACCUUGUAUAUCAUACAUUAUGUAUAUUUUGCUGCUGUUAUUUAGUUCGGGGAUGUAAAUAUUACCAACGCUUGUAUAAUAUGAUUUUAUUUUGUUUCUUUACCUGUGCUUAAAUGAGUUAUUUUAUUAUU